Messenger RNA from Prunus avium (sweet cherry), 3704 nucleotides. RefSeq names its product TMV resistance protein N-like. Lineage: Eukaryota; Viridiplantae; Streptophyta; Magnoliopsida; Rosales; Rosaceae. Gene Ontology annotation, biological process: signal transduction; defense response. The record is from RefSeq and is a predicted model, not a curated record. Gene Ontology annotation, molecular function: ADP binding; protein binding.
CUUUCUAUUUCUUUAAGUGACGUGGCCAACACUUGCUAGUAAUUAAGUCAUGCUUAUCUCGAUUCUGAUUUCUGAGGUGCAACUUCUUUCUUGACCUGGAGGUAAUCCCACUGACUAGAAUUCUCUGCAAUAAUAAAAACACCAUAGCAGUGUCUAACUUCAUUAUUAAUUACUGUAGCCCAGGCACGCAUAUUUUGACUUGUGGGUGGGUUUGCUCAGGUUAUGGAUGAAAAGUAUGAUGUGUUUCUAAGUUUCAGAGGUGAGGACACCCGCUAUACGUUCACCAGCCAUCUUCAUGCUGCUUUGCUUGGGAAGAAAAUUCAGACCUACAUAGAUAACAAUCUCGAGAGAGGAGAUGAAAUUGCACCUGCCCUUCUUGAAGCAAUAGAGAAAUCAAAGCUUUCGAUAAUCAUUUUCUCAAAAAACUAUGCUUCUUCCACUUGGUGUCUGGAUGAACUUGUGCAUAUUCUAGAAUGCAAGGGAAGAGAUGGGCAGUUUGUUAUACCGAUCUUUUACGACAUCGAACCAUCACAUGUACGUAAGCAGCAGGGUAGUUAUGCAGAUGCACUUGCUCAACUUGAAGAACGUUUCAAGGACAAUAUGGACAAGGUGCACAAGUGGAGGGUUGCUUUGAGGAAGGCAGCCAAAAUAUCAGGGUUUGAUAAUUCAAGCAAAACCGGGCUAGAGUCUGAUUUAGUUAAGAAAGUUGUCAAAGAUGUUUUGAGCAAAUUGAACCGCAAAACAUCAAGUGAUUUAAAGGGCUUGGUUGGAAUUGAAAACCGCAUCGAGGAAAUUGAGUCAUUAUUAUGCAUUGAUGAUGAUUCGCUAGAUGCUUACAGUGUUGGUAUUUGGGGCAUGGGUGGUAUUGGCAAGACCACUCUUGCUGAUGCUACAUUUCACCGAAUCUCUUCUAAAUUCGAAGCUGCUUGUUUUCUUGCAAAUGUUAGGGUGAAAUCAGAAGAAAAAGAUGGACUAAUUCACUUGCGAAAUACACUUCUUCAGAAGAUAUUAGAUGAUGAGAAUCUAAAUAUCGACACUCCAUCUAUAGGAUCUGAUCUUGUUAGAGAGAGGCUAAGUCGUACAAAGGUCCUCAUUGUUCUUGAUGAUGUGAAUGACUCAAGCCAAAUAGAACUUCUAGCUGGAGAUCAUGCUCGGUUUGGCCCCGGAAGUAGAAUCCUUAUAACAACUAGAGAUAGGAGCCUACUUAAGAAAACUGUUGAAGAUGAUAAGAUAUACAAGGUUAAGGCAUUAACACACGAUGAAGCUCUUCAACUUUUUCAUUUGAAUGCUUUCAAAAAUAACGCUCCUAGAACAGAUUAUACAGAGUUGGCUGAAAUGGUGGUGGGUUAUGCUGGAGGCAUUCCAUUAGGUGUUCAAAUUUUGGGUUCCUCAUUCCUUCACUGUGAGAGCAAAGAAGAUUGGCUAGAUGAGUUGAUCAAAUUCAAAGAAGUUCUAAGCAAAAAGAUCCAGAAGGUGUUGAGACCUUUUGAUGGAUUGGAAGAGAAUGUGAAGGAGGUGUUUCUUGAUAUAGCAUGUUUUAAUAAAGUGGAGACGGAGUAUAUUGUACAAAGAAUGCUAGAUGCUAGUGGUUUUCGUCGAGCAAUUAGAGUUCUUAGUGAUAAGUCUCUCAUAUCAAUUUCAGAAAGCAUGUUCAUUGAAAUGCAUGAUUUGCUACAAGACAUGGGCAGGGAAAUUGUUCGCGAACAAUGUAUUGAAGAGCCCGGGAAACGCAGUAGGUUGUUUAUGGCUGAGGAUGUCUAUCACAUGUUGAAAAACAAUACGGGAACUGCAACGGUUCAAGCCAUAUUCUUUAACAUGUCUGAGAUUGGACAGCCACACUUGAAUCAUGCAGACUUCAAAAAGAUGUAUAAUCUAAGAUUGCUUCAUGUUGACAAUUCUAGAUUUGGAAAUUACUGGGAUUUGGAAGUUUCUCUUCCCAAUUCUCUUAGUUAUCUUUGCUGGGUGGGAUAUCAAUUGAAAUCAUUGCCAUCAGAAUUUUCUCCAAAAAAUCUUGUCGAGCUUCGAAUGUCCUACAGCAAUGUGGAACAACUUUGGAAUGAAGGCCAGAAUCUUGGGAAUUUAAAAGUGAUCGAUCUUAGUUACUCCAGAAAACUGACUGAAGUUCCAGAUCUCUCUGAGAGUCCAAAUGUUGAAUAUAUAAAUCUUGAAGAAUGCACAAGUUUGGUUCAAAUUCCUUGUUAUCAAAGUCUUGACAAGCUGACUUAUCUUAACAUGGGAGGCUGCUCGAAUCUCAAAUCUCUUCCAGAGAUACCAGGAAAUGUUGAAUACUUAGAUAUAAGUAGCACUGCAAUAAAAAAUUUGCCUUCAUCAGUUUGGACUAAUGAAAAAUUAUCUUUCUUGGAUAUUGAAUGGUGUAAGGACCUUAAGAAUCUACCCAGCAGCAGUUGUAAGCUAAAAUUACGUCAUUUGAGUUUACGGGGCUGCUCAUCUCUUGGCAAGUUUUCCGAGCUUCCCAGGAAUAUGACCGAGUUAGAGUUGACUGAGACAUCAAUGAAAGUAUUGCCCUCGUCAAUUGAGCAUCUCUCUUGUCUCAAGAAAAUUGUACUGGAAAAUUGUGGAAGGUUUGCGAGCCUCCCAAUGAGCAUCUGUAAGUUGAAUUCUCUUGAGAGACUUAUUAUCACUCGUUGCUUCAAAUUUAAAUACUUCCCAAAAAUAUUGGAGCCUAUGGAGCAUCUAAACUUUCUUAGUUUAUCAGAAACAGCAGUUAAAAAGCUACCCUCGUCGAUUGAAAAUCUAAUUGCGCUUCAAACAUUAGAGCUGUAUCGGUGCAAAAACCUUAAGUUUGUCCCGAGUAGCAUCUACAAUUUAAAAUGUCUUAAAACUCUCAUGUUUGGUGGCUGUUCGAAACUUAAAAACUUGCCUUCCUUCUCUGUUGGUUUGUGGUCUUUGGAAGAACUAAACCUCAGUUAUUGUGGUAUAUCAGAGAUCCAUGAUUCCCUCAUUUGCUUAACCACAUUACGAGAUUUAGAUCUAAGUGGAACCAAGAUCAGGAGCUUACCUGCAAGCAUCAAACAAGUUUCUCAGCUGUCUAUACUGCGCUUAACCAAUUGCAAGAGGCUUCAAUCUUUACCAGAGCUCCCAGUACUUCUAGACAUUCUUGAAGCACAUGGUUGCACUUCGCUUAAGACACUGCAAAGUUCAAGGACUGCACUCACACAACAUUCCGAUGAAUCUUCUCAUCCGUCCGACGAACUAAAAGUAGAAGAAGAUAUUAAAACUGAGAGAGCUGGUGAUGAGUAUGAAGCAAGUGGAAGUGAUACUUUCGGCGCCCUGUGUGCAAGGGCAUGGAAGUGGGAGUGUAUAAGGAACCACAAGGGAAAUACCUCUUCAGACAAUUGAAAAGGGAAAAGGAAAGUGUAAAACACAUUUUUGGCGCCCUGUGUGCAUGGUAGAAGUCUUUUUUCACCUGAAUUUAUUUGGCUGUUGUGAAAACUAUGGAGAGGAAUAGAAAAGCACAAACUUGAACUUCUCGACUUUAUCUUACAAAAACUUGCUUCCUUUUUAAGCUUGAUUUUCUGUUUAGUUUAAGGAAACUUUUGUAAUUCUCAUUUGGUCUGUUUACAUAGUUUUCGAAUUUCUGGCAUUGGCUUGUCUCGAUUCUCUGUAGUUCAAUUUGGGUUUCAAGAAAUUGUGUGAUUGUUAUUGGAAGCCUGUGUGUAAUGAAAAGAGAAUCUGUUAAUUUA